Molecule: messenger RNA, 1422 nt
Organism: Rhizophagus irregularis DAOM 181602=DAOM 197198
Lineage: Eukaryota; Fungi; Glomeromycota; Glomeromycetes; Glomerales; Glomeraceae
Molecular function (GO): protein binding
Source: RefSeq, a predicted model, not a curated record
AUGACAGCUUCAUCUAGACCAGAUGCAAAUCAAAAUAAUUCUCCGAGAGGAAAAUCCUUAGAAAAUGAUUUAAAACAGCUACUUUAUGAUAAAAGGUUCUUUGACAUUAAGUUAAGAUGUUCAGAUGAAGUUGUCAUAAAUGCUUGUAAAGCCAUCUUAUCCAAUCGUUGCAACGUAUUUAAUAAUCUUAUUUUUGAUGAGUGUGGAAAAAUUAAUAAUGAUAUUAAAUUUUACGAAAUUAAUUCAACAGCAAUGAAUAUUUUACUUGAAUUUUUAUAUACUUCUAAAGUUGAAAAAGAAAGAUUAACAGUUGAAAAUGUUGUUGAAGUUUAUUAUGCAGCAAUAUAUUUUGAAUUAGAUGUUCUUCAGAAACGUAUUAUAGAAUUUAUUAAACAAUCUUUGGAAGAAAGAGAUGAAGAUUUAGGGAAAAAACUUUUAUCCCAAUUUGUCGAAAAAUUUUCCACAGAUGCAGAUAAUGAGAUGGCUCAGGUUUUGGUCGAUUGGGUUGCAAAAAUUAAAUUAGUUCCUAUAGAUGACUCAUUAUCAUUGUUUGGAUUAAAAUACCUUUUAUGUAAGACUUUCAGAGUUAGAAAACCUUUUGCGACUACAGAAUUUUCUAUCUGGGAAUAUGCCAUGAAUAAGGUUAAGAGAAUAGUUAUAAAGACAAAUUCAACGAUGCAAAAUUAUCCAUUUAAUAUGGAUUAUGAACCAAAUGUAAUUCAAGAAAUUAAAGAUCAUUUAAAACCAUUACUUCCUUAUCUUGAUUUGUGUCGAAUGGAAUCAAAUGAAAUCGCUGAUUAUGUUGAACCUUUGGAUAUUUUUCCUACACAGAAAUUAUUGGAUACUUAUCGUCGAAUGUCUCAGCAGUCUCAGUCUCAGUCUCAAGGAAGUAGAAAUUUGGAAACGAAUGAAUUAGCAUGUAUUCGAGGAAUUCCUAUUUUUAGAUGGAUGUUGCAAUCCGAUGAUACGAGUAUAAACAUUUCAAAAGAUGGAUUUAAACUUGAAGUUAACCAGCUGCAAAAUUCUGUUAAAUUUAGAACUGGAGAUAUCAUUUUUAAAGGUAGCGGAUUAUAUGAAUGGGAUAUUGUAAUCAAAAAAUUGAGUAAAAUUAUUUAUAUUGGCAUAUGUAGUAUUGAUGAGGAUGUUAAUAAAAAUGAAAUAGAUUAUCAUGGAUAUUGUGGGUGGGUUCUUGGUUCUGAUGGUUACGUUUAUCAUAAGAAAGACUGGAAAUGGUAUGAUGCAAGAUUUAAAGAAAGUGAUAUUGUUACCGUUCAUUUAGAUAUGACAAAGAAAUCAUGUUCUUUCUCAGUUAAUGGUAUAAGACGACCAAAUGUUUCCGAAUGGACAAAUAUUUCUUCUGAAGUUCGUCCUGUUGUUUCAAUAAGACAAAGUGGCAAGUUACAUGUACAACCUCAUAUUUAA